CUAUCUUAGUAUAUUUUUUCUUCUGGGUUCAGAUCCAAAAGAAUCUAGCUUACUGGACUGGACUGCGCCUUAAAUGGGCGAACAUGGGCCGAUCUUCACGAGUGUUGCCGCUGUUGCGCUGUCAUGUGGGCAAACGUGGUUCGAGCUUCAUGAGGGCCAUUUCUAAUGCAAGGCCAAGAAGUUAGAAAUGUACAAAUCGCUUGAUCUAGCAUUUUCAGGUUGUGAAUUAUCCUAUUUUGCCAUGGACUGUUUCUCUUGGGUUUGUAUGCCACCAGAAGCGAGUUGAUGCUGUGUUUCCCCUGCUCCGAUGGACGGAAAUGCCUGAGGGAACAAUGGGUGCAGCGGUUCCCCUUCACCGAAUCAACACCAUUCUCUGUCUCCUCCGACGGUGCACCACCUUCCAAACCCUUCAGAAAAUCCACGCCCAAGUCUUCUUGAAUGGCUACCAACAGAACAUAUCCAUAGCCACCAUGCUGGUCAACCUCUAUGCUCUCUCUGUCUUCGGCAACCUUCAGUUGGCUUGCUUGAUUCUGCAGCAGCUCCGCAAGCCGAGCAUCCACAUCUGGAAUUCCAUUAUCAGGGCCUUCUCCCAGAGCUCAUCCCUCCCUUUGGAAGCAGUCUUUAAUUACAACAGAAUGGUGUCAGCCUCUUUCUCCCCCGAUAAGUACACCUUCUCCUUCGUGCUCAAGGCCUGCACUAGAGCUGGCCUGGUGCAGAAGUGCAAGGAGGUCCAUGCAUCGAUUAUGAAACGCGGGUUCUCCGCGGACGUCAUCGUGCAGACGAAUAUGCUCCGUGCUUAUGCAGGAAAUUCUUUAAUACAGUGUUGCCGCCAACUGUUCGACGAAAUGCCUCGGAGAGACGUCGUUUGCUGGAAUGCCAUGCUGGCUUGCUAUUCACAGGCUGGGCUUCACGAGGAAACAUUGCAGACUUACGCAGAGAUGCUGGAUGCUGGAGUUGCUAUCGACGAAUUCACACUAGUCAGCUUGCUUUCUUCAUGUGCCCAUGUUGGUGCUUUGGAGCUUGGUGAGCAGAUUGAUUGGUUUGCUCGAAAAAAUGGGUUUCUUGAUAACAUUUAUGUUGGCAAUGCCUUGAUCGAUAUGUACGCAAAAUGCGGGCGCAUUGCAGGAGCUAGCCAUGUUUUUGAAGGCAUGCAGCACCGGGAUGCCUAUACAUGGAAUACACUGAUUGUUGGUUUGGGUACCCAUGGCUGUGGUGACAAGGCGAUUGCAGUUUUUCAGCAGAUGCGUGCUGCUGGAUUCGAACCUAAUUCCAUUACCUUCCUUGGGGUGUUUUGUGGAUGCAGCCACCAAGGUCUAGUUAAGGAAGGGGAAGAGUACUUCAUGAGAAUGAGCAGUGAAUUUUGUUUGCAGCCUGAUAUUAAGCAUUAUGGGUGUAUGGUGGAUCUCUAUGGCCGUGCAGGCGAACUUCAAAAGGCAUUUGAGAUGGCUCAAGAGAUCCCAGCUGGUGCUGGUGCUAAUGCUGAUGCAAUAAUAUGGCGGACUCUGCUUGGUGCCUGCAGGAUUCACAAAAAUUUGAAAUAUGGUGAAAUCGCAAUGCAGAAUCUAAUGCAAUUUGGUGAACAUAAUGCAGGGGACUGUGUUCUUCUUGCUGGAAUCUAUGCUGAUAAUGGUAAUACCCAGGGAAUGGCUAAGAUGAGGAAGAUGGUUAAAGACCAGGGGAUUAGAACAAAACCUGGAUGGAGUUGGAUAGAAGCUGAUGGUGGUGUUCACAAGUUUGUUGUAGGGGAUCAUUCACACCCAAGUUCGAAGGAGAUUCAUGAGAAAGCAAGAGAGAUCAUGUGCAGAAUAGGAUAUAGUGAACAAUCUUCUGGGCCAAUGUUUACGGUGUACUCGGAAGAAGACUGCAUUGAGAACUUGGGCAAUUAUCAUCACAGUGAGAUGUUAGCCAUUGCUUUUGGUUUGUUAAGGACACCAGAUGGUGCGACGCUUCGGAUAGUAAAAAAUUUGAGGGUCUGCAGGGACUGUCAUGCUAAGACCAAACUAAUCUCAAGGGUUUUCAACAGAGAAAUAACAGUUAGGGACAGGGUCAGAUUUCAUCAUUUUAAAAAUGGACUUUGUUCCUGUAAUGAUUAUUGGUAAAACGCUUACAGAUUUUGUAUGUAAAAUUGUUACUUGUUA
Nymphaea colorata (pocket water lily) is the source of this 2138-nucleotide messenger RNA. Its product is annotated as pentatricopeptide repeat-containing protein At3g56550. The record is from RefSeq and is a predicted model, not a curated record. NCBI's taxonomy places the organism in Eukaryota, Viridiplantae, Streptophyta, Magnoliopsida, Nymphaeales, Nymphaeaceae. Gene Ontology annotation, biological process: RNA modification. The coding region runs from base 318 to 2099 and encodes 593 amino acids. The transcript has 2 exons. Gene Ontology annotation, molecular function: RNA binding; protein binding; zinc ion binding.